This is a messenger RNA of Rana temporaria (common frog), 1413 nucleotides long. Its product is annotated as vomeronasal type-2 receptor 26-like. Bases 1 to 1413 code for a protein of 470 amino acids. Gene Ontology annotation, biological process: G protein-coupled receptor signaling pathway. The record is from RefSeq and is a predicted model, not a curated record. Gene Ontology annotation, cellular component: membrane. NCBI's taxonomy places the organism in Eukaryota, Metazoa, Chordata, Amphibia, Anura, Ranidae. Gene Ontology annotation, molecular function: G protein-coupled receptor activity. The transcript has 4 exons.
AUGCGGGUACACUAUUACCAGGCCAAGGAACAGCUCGUGACAGCAUUCCGCAAAAAUCAUCAGCCUCCAGAGAGAUUCUCACACAUUCAACUGUACGCGGACCUCUCUCAGUACACCAUGCAGAAACGCAAAUCAAUGCUGUCUGUGACGAAGCUGUCCCGCUAUGUAAAAGAAGUACUGUACACUGAUCCUAAUGGCAAGAUAAUGUUUUUUAAUGAUAAAGGAGAACUGCCCAUCCCACUGGACAUUGUAAAUUGGAUUACAAGAAUUACAGAUACAAAUGACACCGAUUGGAGGCACGUGGGCCACUUUGAUGGGUCCCUUUCAGAGGGUCUGCAGCUUGCACUACAACCAGAGCGAAUAUCAUGGAAAGGAGACAAGGUCCCAAGGGGUCGAUGCUCCGAGGAAUGUCUUCCGGGGUUCAGAAAAUCUGUAAGAGAAGGAUAUCACCCAUGUUGUUAUAAUUGUGCUCCGUGUUCAGAAGGAGAAAUAUCAAACCAACCUGACAGUGAACUCUGCAAGAAGUGUCCUGAAAAUGAAUGGCCUAACAAAGCUAAAACUAUUUGUAGUGACAAGGUCAAUGAGUAUUUAUCAUACGAGGAGGACAUUCUAGUUUUAUUUUUUUCUAUAACUUCAGUCAUAUUUGCUACAACAUCUCUCCUUAUACUUGGACUAUUUGUUUGGUUUCGGAGCACUCCCAUAGUCAGAGCCAAUAACCGGAACCUCAGCUUCAUUCUGCUCCUCUCCCUCAUACUGAGCUUCCUUUCUGUAUUCCUGUUCCUUGGCCGUCCUGUGGAUAUUACCUGUAUGCUGCAACAAGUCACUUUUGGAAUUCCCUUCACCAUCUCAGCUUCUUCUAUCCUCGCCAAAACCAUCAUGGUCUUCAUUGCUUUUAAAGCCACCAGACCUGGAAGCUCUUGUAGAAAAUGGGUGGGAGUCAAACUUCCCAAUACAGUCAUGUUAUUCUGCUCAUCCAUUCAGGUUAUGAAUUGCAUUCUCUGGUUGUCCAUCUCUCCACCAUUUCAGGAGUAUGACAUGGACUCCUAUCCUGGGAAGAUCAUCAUUCAGUGUAAUGAAGGGUCAGUUAUCGGCUUCUACUCUAUGUUGGGUUAUAUGGGGUUUCUGGCAGCUGUGAGUUUUCUUCUGGCUUUCAUGGUGAGGACAUUACCGGACAGUUUUAAUGAGGCCAAGUACAUCACCUUCAGCAUGCUGGUGUUCUGCAGUGUCUGGAUUGCCAUGAUCCCGGCCUAUCUGAGCACCAGAGGGAAAUACAUGGUGGCUGUGGAGAUAUUCGCCAUACUGACCUCCAGUGCUGGAAUAUUAUUGUGUAUGUUUUCUCCAAAACUCUACAUUUUACUUUUAAAACCUGAACUGAACACAAGAGGGACAAUGCUUGGGAAGAGAAUGGUGUAA